Ceratitis capitata (Mediterranean fruit fly) is the source of this 3160-nucleotide messenger RNA. RefSeq names its product histone-lysine N-methyltransferase SETMAR. Gene Ontology annotation, molecular function: nucleic acid binding. Lineage: Eukaryota; Metazoa; Arthropoda; Insecta; Diptera; Tephritidae. The record is from RefSeq and is a predicted model, not a curated record. Bases 317 to 1201 code for a protein of 294 amino acids. The transcript is spliced from 6 exons.
UUUAGUAAAAUAUAUAUGUAUAAAAAAAUUUUGGUAUUUAAAUAGAAAGAAAACGCACCAUAAUAAUUUAGUAUUCCUUCUAGGUAGCUAUCCCAAAGAGUACUUAAUAGGACCAAAUAUGGUUUCAAAGGCUCAAAUAUUGUAAAACCCCACAUAAAGCUGCAACAAGUUUUGUAGGGAACUAGAUUUUCACCAGUUUGCAAUCGAAAAUUGUAUAUCGCUUAUCGGUUGCUAAAAUAAUCUCAUCACUACUUUUCUAUUAAACCGCUUUUUAUUACUUCGAAAACAAAUACGCACUGGGCCGCUUUAAGGAAGAAUGGAUGUAUUAAAUCCUCAAGAGAAUGACGGUGUUGGAUUAAUUACGGAGCCAGGAUAUUCAUGGGAAGAGCUGCGGGAAAACAUCAUUGGUACAUGUCUUAAAAAAAGGUGUCAAAUCCUUUUAGACGAUGACCCAAAAGUUGACGAAGUGUACCAAGAAAUACUGAAACUAUUAAAUUCAGAACUAAAUUUGGAUGAAAUAACCAGUCUCUUCGUUGUAGUGGGAACACUUUAUUUUAUUGAUGCUACACCAGAAAACAUGGAGUGGCGCGUGCAACUUUUACAAAAAACAUUUAACUAUACUGAUACACUUAGUCCGAUGCAUCUACAUUUGGCAACAAAACGUCUUUGGACUUGCUUAAAAAAGAAGGAUUCUGACGUCUUUAAUAUACUUGAACUAUGUAAUCAAAUGGUUAUAAUAAGUGAAACAGCUCGAGCCAUAUCCAUAUGUUUGAUGUGGACCAUAUUAGCUGAAAUUACAGAAACGUCAAGUGAAAUGUAUUGCUUCAGGCAGUUCACGAAGUUAUUGGAUAUGCUAAAUAAUAUCGAGAGCGAGACACUGCAAGAGGAAGAAAAUACUAAAAUUGUAUAUAUAUUAGUGCGCGUCUUAAGUUAUCUUAUAAAUGUUACGCUUUGUGAUACCCAAAAUGAAGAUAUCAUUAAAGCAGGCUAUCGAAUGUAUUUUAAAUACACUCCUGCUUUUCUCAAAAAGGUUCUUGAGUGGUGUGAAAAUUUUAAAAAGACGAUAGACUCUUGUCCAAAACCAAAGCAGAUUCAAGCGGAUUGGGGACUGCGGAUGAUGAUUGCAGAGCAUAUUAGUUUUAAUAUCAUUAAUGUGCUUCAGGAUAAAAUCGAUCAAAUAAGUGUACCGGAUUACUCCUAGGCACUUCCAGUAGUAAUUUGUUGUAUAAUAAUUUAUUAAAGAAAAUAAUUAAUUAUAGUUAUAAGGUAUUUAUAUAUGUAGGUUGAUGAUACCAUAAUAAAUCCAAAAUACAUACAUAUACAAAUGUGUUUAAAAAUUCCAACGAGUAAUAUUCAUACAUAUUUGUUUAAUUUGUAAAUAGUAGCGUAAUAACUCAAAAACUAGCUAGAAGUAUCUUUAUUGGUGACGAUAGUUUUCAAAAAAUGUGAUUUUAGUAUCAAAAAUAUAUUUUCCAACAACUAAUUUGUGAUGGUAAAUUUUGAGAGCUAUCGCUAAAAUUUUCGGCAUUUUUCGAUUUCUAAACAAUCUGUUACUUUCCAAAACUGGCGUAUAUGUUUUAGAAAUCGCACAGUUGUAGCAUUGUUAUUCACAAAAAGUUAUCUAAACUGCAGUAAUAUAGAUAAACACACUUUAGUGUUUAUAGUUUGUUUAGUAUGAUAUUUGAUAGGGUAUUUCUUAUUGCCAUCUUAUAAGGUUUAUCAUAAUUUUUCGUUUUAUAAAGAAUUUACACGGCACGGGGUUUUUGAGAGUGAAUUACGCCGAAAUUGGAGAUUCGGAGUGGUACUACUGCGUUUUGCACAUCGCGCACAUCAGCUGUUGAAUAUUCCCCGCAGAGAAAGUAUAAUAACUUAUAAUAACAAUUAUUCGUUCUCGCCCGAUCUGACACUACAACCAACAUUAGAAUGUGUGAUGGUGGAACGCUCUCAGCUGCAAUUUGAGUAAGUUUCGUAUCUAGUCAUCUUUGUCUUUGGAAACCGGCUUUAUAAGAAUCUUUAAAUGUUCAUUGCCAAUUUUUUUUAAACUAUCAAAAAAAUAUUUCGUCCACACCAAAGAAAAAAAAGAAAAUGAACAUCAGCAAAGAGAAAAUACGCUAUAUUCUACAAUUUUACUUCGAUAAAGGCGAUAACGCAAUUCAGGCCGCAGAACAUGUGAAUAGUGUUUAUGGUCCUGAUACUGUAACGGCCAAUCAAGCACAAAUUUGGUUUAGUCGAUUCCAGUCCGGUAAUUUCAAUGUCAAAGAUGCACCAAGCACUGGAAGGCCUAUUGUCAAAAAUGUCGAUAAAAUAAUUGAAAUCGUCGAGUCUGACCGUCAUGUGAGCACUGUUUCGAUAGCACAGGAGCUAAACAUAGCACAAAAAACAGUUUGGAACCAUUUGCGAAAGACUGGAUACACAAAGAAGCUCGAUGUUUGGGUGCCACAUGAGCUAACGGAAAAAAACCUCAUGGACCGAAUUUCAAUCUGCGAAUCGUUGAUGAAUCGUAACAAAAUCGACCCAUUUCUACGACGGAUGGUGAUUGGUGAUGAAAAAUGGAUCACUUACAGCAACGUUAAACGAAAACGGCCACAAAAAACUGUAUAUAAGCCGGAAUUAACGGCCAGGAAGGCUUUGUUUUGUGUUUGGUGGGAUUGGCAAGGAAUCAUCAACUAUGAGCUGCUACCCGACGGCCAAACUCUUAAUCCGGAUCUACACUGUCAGCAAUUGGAACGUCUGAAGGAAGCAAUCGUAGACAAGCGCCCAGAUUUGGCCAAUAGUAGAGGAAUUUUGCUUCAUCAGGACAACCACAAACCACACACAACGAUAGCGACUCACCAGAAACUCCGAGAGCUUGGUUGGGAGGUUCUUAUUCAUCCACAUUUCAGUCCGGAUCUCGCACCAAGCGAUUACCAUCUAUUCCCGUCUAUGGCGAAUUAUUUGGAUGGAGAAGAAUUGGCCUCUCGAGAAUCCUGCGAAAAUAGAUUGUCCCAAUUUUUUUCCAAUAGGGAUAAGAGUUUCUAUGCAGAAGGCAUAAUGACACUACCUUCAAAAUGGCAAAAGGUUAUGGAGCACAAUGGUGCAUAUUUGACAGAAAUCGAAUGAUUCCAACUAUGCAUAAAUACUUUGUUAAGGACUAGAGAGUAAAAAAUAAACAAUGUUGAAG